UCUGGCAGCAGUGAUGUCCACUCAAACUGCUUGCCCUCAGGAACAGAGCGUGCUGAGGGCGCCACGGCGGUGUCACAGCUAUCUCUCUGAUCUCUACCAGAACAUGCUACGGGGCGAAGAAUCCCAGCCUGUGGAAAGGAAGAGGUGCCAGCCACUGUAUAGCAGCAGCAGUGCCAGCCAUCUGAACUCCCCCCUUCGCAAGGAAGCUGAACGCAGAGUUCCUCAGAGCGCCACUGUUACGAGCUGUGACCCACACCUCCGACCCAUCAUGCGCCGUCGGGCCAGGUCCUUGCCCAGCUCUCCAGAGAGAAGGUGGAGCGGGGUGGCUCCCUGCCGUGUUCCAGGUUGCAACACCCGCAAGAACCGGGUCAGGUUUGCAGAUGCCUUGGGCCUGGAGCUGGCAGAAGUGAAAGUUUUCCAAGCUGGGGAAGACCCAUCCAUCCCGCUGCAUGUUCUUUCCCGGCUGUCCAUUAACUCAGAUCUCUGUUGCAGCAGGGUGGACCUGGAAUUCACCAUGCAUUGCCUGGUGCCUGACUUCCAGCAGCCGGUGGAUUGUGACAACUUCCUCGGCCGCCUGCAGCAGCAGCGGGUGUGUUUGGAACGAGUGACAAGCUCAGAUCUGGGCCUGAAUGGCAUGAUCAGAGUGAUCAACGUUGCCUUUGAGAAGCAGGUGGUUGUGCGCUACACUUUUAAUCACUGGAAGGGCCAGCAUGAAAUAAAUGCUCAGUGGCAUAGCAGUGUUGCUGGCCAGGAUGGGGAGACCCAAGUGGACAUCUUUACCUUCUUCCUCCCUCUCCCCCCCUUCCUCCUCCAGCUUAGCUCAGUAAUUGAGUUUGCCAUAUUAUACCAAGUCAGCGGGCAGGAACACUGGGAUAACAAUCAAGACAAGAACUACACCCUCACUUGUAGGAGUCAUCCACUUAAGAUGCCCAGAGAAUGUGAAGAGAGCUGGAUUCAUUUCAUCUAAAAGCAAAGCCUUCAUUUGACCGCUUUCUUCCUGAGGCACCAAAGAAACUCUUCAACAUGGCAAAGAUCCUUCAGAACAAAAGAAGAACAAGUGAUCUGUUCAAAAGUUGUUCAGAGAAGCAGGUUUUUUUUAAAAAAAGAAAAGGAUAAAGGGCCUUAAUUUGCAGUGAUUUGCACUAAAUUCACUUUAAAUGUGUAGGAAUCAUAGCCAAGAGGUGUGAUCAGUAGAAGCAAGCCAAUUUCUUUUAUUGUUUUGAUUAAUUCUCAGAAUGUGCUCAUUAUGCAGUAUUUUAAGACAUACUGUUUAUUUUUUCACUUGUUGAUGCUCUGUAGUUUUGCACUUCACUUUUUGCACUUUUUUUUAAGGAAAUGUCUUUGACAGAUGGAACACAAGCGUAUUUCUGUUAAUUUCUAGUAGAAAAAAAAGAUGUUGCACUUUUUUAAUGCACUGGUCAAAUGCUGCAGGGUGGGGGCAGGCAAAAAAUAACCAUUUAAAUAGAAAUGAAAAUUUAUGGUGCAGUUAAUAAUGCCUAUCUGACAGUUUUCUUACACAUCUGGCAUUCAAGUCCAUGAAUACUAAUGUGUUUUAUAGGACUUCCUGUUAUUAAAAGAAGAGAAAAUGCAGUUUACUUUGUGGAGAAUUUUUUUUUUUUUUUUUGCCUUCCAGGUCAGAGUCAAAGUAGCUCUGGAAAAAGCAGUAGUUAAAUGCAGACUUGUUUCUUUUUAAGCUAUUUCUGUUCUGCAAAAUAAUUUCAAUGUUGAAUCCCAUUCAACACAAUACUAUACAAAUUAUAAGUUCCAGCAAAUUUAUCUGCUAAGAAAGAUUUUAAAAAUGAAGUUAUUCUGUAGAAGUAUGACCGUGAACACUUUUAAAGGCAAAUAAUGGCAAACUUCAACAAAAGGUGGAAGCUGAUGUCACCAUAUUUUAAUGAACUACAGCCACAUUGUACCAAUGUUUGAUUUUGACUGUGUAGGCUGCAGCCAGUCUUAAACUGGUUUCCAAACAAGCCAUGGCUAGAGUGAGAAAGUGAAAAAAAUCUUAGACACAGGGAUUGGCAAACCACUUCUUUUUUGUUGCCAAGAAAACUUCAUGGAUGUAUUUAUGUACUUACUAAGAGUCAGAUUUGACUCACAGGCAUUUUUACUUUUUUUAUAGUUAACACAGAGGUCAUCCUGAAUCACAUUUUUUAGAAUGUGAAACUGCCUGCUUGGUUGGAAACUGAGUCCCAGGACUUUUCUCUGAGAAGAAAUGAGAAUGCUUCUUUGCCUAUAUAAUUAAUAUGGGUUAUACUUUACCAGCCUUGGGCAUUACUAGGUAACGGCCUAGAUUCCAAAACAAAACAACACUGAAAUGUGUUAGAUUUCUAGGAGAUCUUAUGAGAUUUUGGCUUUUUUAAAAAUAAUUUAGAAGAAGUAAAUGAUGCCCUGCGUCACCAACUCCUGGGUGAUACAGCUACCGGUGCAGUUAAGGAUUGAGUUGCAUGUUGUACUGUUUCUGUCACCAUUUGUAUGCAUACGUGUUUGGGAGGUUGCUGUUGUUGACAUCGACUGAGACGUUUGCAUAUGCCAUUAAGACUGUAAGGCAACUUCUGUGGCUCACUUCAUAGAGAGCGGCUCCUUCUUGGGGAAGAACUACUGGUGAUAUGGUGAAGAUAGCAAUGAGUGUGGAAGGGUUUUUUUGUGCGUAUAUACUAAGCUAAGGAUCAUUCUGAUGUAUGUAAACAACUGAUGAGAGAUGAAUUUGUGAUUGCCAGCGGACCUGAAAAGUAUUCUAAAAUCAGAGAUCUAGCAUACAUUCAGUACUUCAGGAGGAAUCACCUUGUGCAAUGUAGUAUGAUGAAAUACAGUACAAGUCUUUAUUUUCUCCCUGCCCAUUUUGUGACAUGAUUUUGGAAUGCUGUAGCAAGCAGCCUUAGAUUGAGUUCACCUAGCUUGGACUAGUCUCUAAGAUGGGGUGGAUAAUUUGCAGCUGUACAUCAUGUAUGGCCUUCAGACUAAUUUUAUGCAGCCCCCAGACUAAUUUCAUAAGCUGCUGCAAGAGAAAAGUACAAAUAAGAACCACCUCUCCUUUCCUUGUGGACUACUUCUUGAGAAAGAGGAACAAAUAUUUUCAGAAGGAAAAAUAUUUGAGAUGUCAGGAAACAGAUAAUCCCAUCCAUUUUGGGUUCUGACCACAUCUGCUUUUAGCUCUGGCUUCAUCCACUCAAUGGCUCCCAAAAGAUUGUCCAUGAUAUAAAUCUGGUUGUUUAUACAAGGUUUCCUGACAGAGCUUCCCCCCCCUCCCGUUCUAUAUGCAAAUUAUUCUCCCAUCUUCACCCCCACAAUCCACCCCCAGCAUAGGGUUUGGGUUUUUUGCUUUGUUUGCACAUGAUGCAGAGAAGAUUAAUGUACUUGGUUUCUGAUUUCUUGUAUUUUGGACUGAUAACUGUGCCUUGAAUAACCUUCGGGCUGCUAUACUGCAGUGCAUUCCAGCUAUGCAUGCUCUGUAUCUCAUGGGAGCUGGAAGGGAUCCCAGUUCCAGAGUAGAAACUCAUGUCAGCCCUAUAUUUGCUAAUGAGGACUUCUAUACAAGAUGUUUUCUCAAGGGGCCAUUCUUUGGAAUUUGAACUUCCUUUGAUAUGCCUGGCCAACGUAAGAGGAACAUUGGGUAAUGGAAAAUCUAUUUUCCUUAUUGGUGACCAAGCCAAGAAGUGUAUUUAGAUCUCUUGUUUUCAAACAAAUAGAAAGUAGGAUGGACACUUCAAACAAAUCUCUUGGAUUUUCUCUAUUGAUUUCAGUAGAAAUAUUGUCCCUCAGUAGCAAAUUCGUUUUCUGAACUUGGAUCCUUAUGUAGAUAGAAUGGCAUGUUUCAUGAAAUCGUAAAGAACACACAAAUCUUUGAGGUGGAGCCAAAGGGAACCCCCUGAAUAGCUCAAGGAAAAGUCAGUAGCCAUAGAAAGUUAACUGAUUGCUUUGGGGAGGGGUGAAAAAGUGGAGAAGGUGGAAUGAAAUGGAGUAUCUAUGUAAGUAUCUAGAAGAGGGCAUGGAAAAAUUGGCUAGGUAGAAUGCUAACCGGCAAUGCUUACAACCUAAUUUUUCAUAUUUCUGAGUCUACAUGUGGCCAUUAUAGCUCUGAGAGAUUUUGUUGGUUGCAGUUGAACUGAGUUUUCUGUCUUCAGACUAGGUGUAUGUUUGUCACUGUGGAAGGUUGGUUAGGCAACCUCUGAAAAUGUGUUAUGGUAGCAGAAAAGCUGGAUUCUUACCAGAGCGAAGUAGCAGAUUUCUCCAAUAGGGCACUCUCUAAAUAUGUUAGGAUUACAGGCAGCAUUUUCAGCAAGGAUGGCCAUUGACCCUUGCAGAGGUGAUUUCAUUUCUUUGACAUUCUUUUGUUUGUUCCUCCAUCAUCAUGUCCUUACCAUCACCUUUCCUGACUGAGAAAUCUGGGAGUUUUAGCCAUAAAGUAUUUGAAAGAUAUCAGGGACAGGCCAAUGCGUAGUACCAUUCAGUGAUCUGUGACUGCUGGGACGGGUCAUUGCAGAUCCUAUACUCAUGAUUGCAAGUGGAUAAUUUUGCACACUCAACUUUUUGCAUGUGAUGAAAUGACUGAAGAAAGGUGGUUUGACAUCUCCACAAUUCUGAAUCAAGCUGGGUAGUAUCCUAAGUGACCAAUGUCCCUACUGAAAGGACGUUGCAUAGAAUUCUUUUGUUCCUUAUUUUGAGCUAUAAAAUAAAAAGCUUGUUGCAUGUUCUAUUAUGGGCAUAGUUUCAUGACGGUAAGAAAAAUGUAAUUUAAAAUAGUACUUGAAGCCCAUAGACCAGCCUUUCUCAAUCUGGUAUCCUUCAGUUCUGAUAGAUUAAAAUUUCCAUAAUUUGGCCACCGUGCCUGGCAAUUAAAGAAAUCCAGCUCCAAACAAAUCUGGAUCUUGUUCUAAGCCUUUAUUCAGAAUUGUUUGAGAGAAGCAGUUUGUGUACUAUUGCCAGUAUUCAAGUAGCCCCUAUUUUUCUGCCAGCAUCUGAAUCUCUAAAAUGUGAAAAGUUAGGCAUGAAAAGGUCAAUACAUUAUUAAUGAAGAAGAGCUUACUUUGUACAAAAUACAUUCAGGUUACCCUGAUGAUCUGUAACUCCUUAACAAUGUAAUCUCUUUCUCCCUUUUCUGUUUUUAUAAUUCAUGUUGCCAUAUUUGACCCUUUGUUUUUGAGUAUUCUAAUAGAGUUGCUCCAUAACUAUUCUUUGGACCUUUAUCAAAAUCAAGAAACCAAGCAAAAAGAGUUGAAUAUUGUGCUUCACUUUGCAUUUCAUAUAAAAUUUCUGCAAAUAUGCUUUGCAGCCCAUGUUGAAAAGAAAUAGAGUUUUAAAUUCCAGUUGCAUAAAGAAGUUAAGUCCGCGUACAUCAUUGUGUUUUAGAACUGUGACACAAAUGAUUAUUAUAAAAUGGCUAAAUGUGCUACAGUAUUUCCAAGUGCAAGCUUUUAGAAAGCAAACAGAACUUAUUUUUCUAUAAUCACAGAAUUUUAAUAACAUUGGGAUUUAGAAAAAGAAAUGUGAUCGGUAGGCAGAUAGAAGGCAUAUUUCCCAAAAGUAUUAUAUAAUUAUGCCCAUAUAGGUGUCAGAUUUCUAUUUUUUUUUUAAUUGUUGUACGCCGCCCAGAGUCACCUUGUGUGAGAUGGGCGGCUAUAUAAAUAUGAUUAAUAGUAAAUAAUAAAUGAUUAAUAAAUAAAUAUUUAUUUGCUUUCCCCCUCUGAUCUUUCAUAACGAGUAACUCAGUGGGCUUGAAAUGUUCCAAAGGCAUUUGGAAAAUAUAGGUGCUAUAUGACAGUUACUGCUCUUUUUGGAAACAGUAUUGCAGACUUCUUCCUCAUCAUUUUUCCUUUUCAAAAACUGCUUUCACGUGUGCACUUCCUUUGGCCUCUUUGCACUCUGCAUUAUAAAUAUCCUGUGUUCUGAAGAUGCACUGUUCCUGGUAGCAGAUCUGUUUACUUUCCAGUUCAUCAGGACAGAGAAGUACGGGCAAGGCCCAAAACUGUAACACUAGACUAGUGAUGCAAAUAAAAAUCUAUUGCUUGCCUUGCUGGAUCAAAGCCAAGAGCUUCUGGUCCAGCGUUUUGCAUCCAACGAUGUCCUACCAGUCAAAUGCCUCUGGAAGUGAAAUCUCAUCAGUCUGGCAUGAAGGUCACAGCUGACCCCUGUUUAUCUCCAAGUCCUCUGUACUUAGAAAUACACUGCUUUGGAAUACAGAGAUUUCAUUUAAUUACUGUUGCAAACAGGCACUUCUGAAAUCCACAAAUAAAGAAUGGUACUGCACCAAAGGCCUGGGGAAAAAUAAGUUGUACAGAAGGACGUUAUUUUUCCCCUUAUGCAAACUCAGGGAAAUAAAUCUUACAUUUAUUUUAAAUAUUAAUUCCUCCCGUGUCCUGAAACAAGAACCUGAACAAUUAUAAAAGCCCAAGCAAACAAUAUUAUUAUAUUUUUGAACUGCUGGGCUCCAAAAGCAACAGCUUUGGAUAUGAAUUUAUGGCUUAAGGUUGCUUUAAAUAUUUACCAUGUUUUAAGUAUUGAUUACUAGAAAGUUUCCAAAAGGUUAUCCCCAGGGCAUGGGAAUAGCAGAUUUCACCAAGGAAUGGUGCAUUCAGAAUAAAUGUAUGCCAUGUAAAUGUAGUCACUGUUUGAUCAUGUGGCAUGCAAGUCUAUACUCUUAACUAAUUAACUCUUGCUUAAGGUAAGAGCCAAUUUUGUGUGGUGGUCAAAGGCAUUCAGGCUAGAAACCAAGAGAUUGUGAGUCGUAGUCCUGCCUUGGGCACAAAAACCAGCUGGGUGACUUUGGGC
Messenger RNA from Python bivittatus (Burmese python), 6768 nucleotides. RefSeq names its product protein phosphatase 1 regulatory subunit 3D (gene PPP1R3D). Gene Ontology annotation, molecular function: protein phosphatase 1 binding; glycogen binding. Gene Ontology annotation, cellular component: protein phosphatase type 1 complex. Gene Ontology annotation, biological process: regulation of glycogen biosynthetic process. Lineage: Eukaryota; Metazoa; Chordata; Lepidosauria; Squamata; Pythonidae. The record is from RefSeq and is a predicted model, not a curated record.